GUUUCCUUCCCCCCUCUAGCAGUGAAUGGCUUGAUCACUCCCCUCCUCUUCUUUUCUUGUCAUUUACACGGCUAAAGAAUAGCUACUCCAGGGGCGAGAAUCACAAUUUCUGUUUGAGAAGACCAGUAACGGAUUUCGUCUGCUAUCCAUACAAUCACAGGAUUUUACUCCUCAACCUGCUUGUGUUUGUUGCUUGCAUUCUCUGGAUUAUUUGCGGACUAUAUUAUAAAGGAUAUGAACUAAAAUGGCAAGUAUGAUUGUUUGCUUAGGUACCAAGUAAAUGACUGAAGCCUAAGAAUUAUUCUGCAAAAUUAGUCUUUUUGUUGCUGUUUUGUAGAAACUUUAAUCACUGCAAGCAACAAACACAUCCAUAGGAUUGUUACUGAACCCUACAUAGAAAUUUUAGGUCCAACAACUAUUACACAUUUUUUUUUAAAGAAGAAGCAUGCAUUAAACAGCUGCUAAUAGUGCUUAAAUUAUUCCAAAUGAACAAUAUACUAUGCUAUUGCUGUUGUAAUGCAUUGUUUGUGUCUUGUAUAUUCUUGGUGUCACACUCAUGUAAGUGAAUGAGGAACUGAGUUUCAAGAUUUAAAAUAAAAUCUGUUAGGCUGACACUUGCUAAUUUAUUACAAUGGUAUAUUAAUUAGCUCUCUAUGCGAGAACAGCAGAUUGUGUUGUGGGAGUAAUGUUUUCUUCUGUUUCCAAAACACAUUGUAAAUGAUGAAAACCCACAUUCCAUUUCAGAUACUCGUCAUUUGUCACUGUUUGGCUGAAGCUGCUGUUCCUUUGUCCAUAGAAUAUAGUUAUAGACUGUUUUAUUGGAGGUGCUCUAUUUGAUAUGGAUCCCAGAUUGGCUUAGAUCAAUACUAGCUGUUCAAUAAGCUCCUAGGAAUUCAGAGAAGUGUUGCAUGUGUUGGCAAGUAAAGAGUUACAGAAUGGAAUAUUCCAAUAUGAAUGUUACAUUUUUGAAAUCUGUUUAUUCAGCGACACAUUGAGAACAGGUAGCGUUAAAUUUGAAUUUGCUUCUCUUAAAUGUUGGUAACUUAUUUUAAUACAGGGAACAUAUUUUUCUGGCUGAUGAUUGGAUACACUAAAACAUAACGUGAGCCAAUGCAGUGCUGCAUACAAUUCAAUGGCUGCUAUGUACUCGCUCCUCCUUCGUUUCCUUUCUGUUGCCAGCUAGAUUUUACCGUAGUCUCUCUGCCUGAUGGAAAAAGAAAUGACAAAACAACGUCGAUUGCAUCGUUCUUUUUUUCCAUAAGGAUUAACAGCUCGGUGAUCAAGAUGUGCUGAAGGGGGAAAAAGGGACAUACCAGGCAUUUUUUGCAAUGAUUCAUCCAGCAGGUUACCGUGUUUUGCAAGUAGGAAUACUGCAUCUUUUUCCUUUGUGGCUGCUUGUAAACCUUACAUAUGCACAGUUCCGGUACUCUAUCAAUGAGGAGCUGAACAGGGGAGAAAUUGUUGGGAAUAUCGCUAAGGAUCUUGGAACAGAUGUGGCCAAACUAGUAGCUGCUAAUCUCCAGGUACUUUCCGAUUCUGAUUCCCAAUAUUUCUCUGUAAAUGUAAACAAUGGAGCCAUAUUGGUGAAUGACAGAAUAGAUAGAGAGCUGCUUUGUGGACAGAGUGUUUCAUGUAUAUUAAAUUUGAAAUUUGCUAUAGAGAAUCCAGUAGAAGUAUACAGGAUUGAGGUGGAAAUAUUAGACAUUAAUGAUAAUUCCCCUCGAUUCCAGAGUGAAGAGCUGACUUUAAAAAUAAAUGAGUUGGCAUCCACUGGUGCUAGGUUUCUUAUUCCAAAUGCACAAGACCCAGAUAUAGGCUCUAAUGCUUUGCAGGAAUACCAUCUCAGCCCCAGUGAAAAUUUUGCUUUGAUUGUAAAAAAGCGUGCUGAUGGUAAUAAAUUUCCAGAGUUAGUUCUAGAAAAGGCUCUAGAUAGAGAACAGACAGCUGUCCACCACCUAGUACUGAAAGCAGAAGAUGGUGGGGUUCCAUGUAGGUCAAGCACCAUGCAGAUCACAAUCAUAGUCCUGGAUGCCAAUGAUAAUCACCCAGCAUUCGAUCAGCCUUCUUAUAAUGUCCAAUUGAAAGAAAACGCCCCCAAAAACUCUUUAGUCAUUAAACUUAAUGCAACAGACCUAGAUGAAGGGCCUAAUGGAGAGAUUGAGUACUUUUUUAGCAGUCACAAUUCUGAUGCCUUAAGCAAUAUUUUUCAGCUGAAUUCAGAAAUAGGUGAAAUUAGGGUACUUGGAAAUUUGGAUUUUGAAGAGAUUUCAGUUUAUGAGAUUGACAUUGAAGCUAGAGAUAAGGGAAGUCCUAUCAUGGAAGAACAUUGCAGUGUAAUUGUCCAUAUUAUUGAUGUAAAUGAUAAUACUCCUGAGAUGACUAUAAGUGCAUUUUCUAGCUCAGUGCCAGAAGACUCACCACCUGGGACAGUAGUUGCUGUUAUAACUAUAAAAGACAAAGAUCAUGGUGAUAAUGGAAGGGUGCAAUGCCAAGUAGACAAAAACCUUCCAUUCACCGUAAGGGAAGAUUUUGAGCACCAGUUUUCCUUAAUAACAAGUGAUCAUUUGGACCGUGAAAGUGUUUCUGAAUACCAUAUAACAAUAACUGCAAAAGAUAUGGGUAAUCCCCCGCUUUCCACAGUAAAAGUUAUAUCAGUUGUAGUUUCUGAUGUGAAUGACAACACUCCCCGGUUUGUUGAACCAGUUUAUGAGGUUUUCGUGGAGGAGAAUAAUAAAGCCGGUGAGUUACUUUGUACUGUUUCAGCUACGGACCCAGAUUUGGAUCAAAAUUCACGUCUUUCUUAUUCCAUCUUACAAAAUCCUAAAGAUGACUACGGUAGCACAUCUCAUAUAUACAUCAACUCUGAAAAUGGACAGGUCUACCUAAAAUUUCCUCUGGAUUAUGAAAGGAUUAACUACUUCCAAUUCCAAAUAGAAGUUUCUGAUGCUGGCUCCCCACCUCUUAAAAAUAAGACUGUUGUGCAUGUUUUUGUUCUUGAUCAAAAUGAUAAUUCUCCAGUGGUUGUCUUUCCUGUAGUUGGAGCUAAUUCAGUUGCCCAGUGUAAAAUCCCACGUUCCACUGGACCAAAUGUUAUGGUAAGCAAAAUAUCUGCUGUAGACCACGACUCAGGUCGAAAUGCUUGGCUUUCCUAUAACUUACUUGAAGCAACGGAUCCCACUCUCUUCAGUAUUGUAAUGAGAACUGGUGAAAUAAAGACUAAACGUGCUAUUCAAGAUGUUGAUCCAACUCUACAUGAGCUGCUUUUGUUGGUAAAAGAUUCUGGAGAACCCUGUUUAUCCACUUCAGUUACAGUAAUGAUGACCCUAGAAGACAAAGACCUAGAGGUGUCACAGGGUGUAAAGGACCAUUCUAAAAAAAGGAAUAUCUCUAGUCUUACUUUGUACUUAAUUGUGUGUUUAAUUGUCAUUUCUGUCAUCUCAUUAAUUGGUUUGGCAGCCCUUGGAAUUAAAAUUCACAAGUGCGAAAACAAGAAUUUCCCUCUUUGUUGCCGACAAAGUCAAAAGAAAGCAGUUGUGGCAGGAUCUAAGCUACAUGGAACGUUUCAGCUUCACCCAAGCCUUUGUAACACUAUAAUAGGUGUCCGAGUGGAUUGUGCUGGAAAUAUCCCAUCUAACCGAAGGGUCAGAACAUGUUUCUCCCCAGUCUCAGAUAUUAGUGAGUUUAUGUUUAUGAGGCCACCUCAUGUCACAGCUAGCUCCUCUUCCCCGGGGAUACUGGUUCCAGAUCCUAACUUCUCCAUUGCUUCCAAUGAGCAGGCACAAGCCAACAUGGACUGGCACUUUUCACAGGCCCAAAGACCAGGAACCAGUGGCACUCAAAAUAACGAGGAAGGUGGAGUGUGGCCAAAUAAUCCAGUGGAAACAGAAAGGCUUCAGGCAAUGAUCCUGGCAUCGGCAACUGAAGCUGCUGAAAGUGCCAACAUUGGAGGAGGAACAGGGACUAUGGGUCUUGGUGCCUGCUAUGGGCCUCAAUUCACUCUACAGCAUGUACCUGACUAUAGACAGAACAUAUAUAUUCCAGGGACUGCAACGCUUAAUGCUGCUGUGAAACAAGAAACAAGAACUCCUGCACCCUCAGGAGGGAACAAGAAAAAAGCAGCCAAAAAGGAGAAAAAAUAAUAUUUCCACAGCUGUGUGCAACUUACACCAAGCGAACGUAUUACUCUAAGCACUUAAUCCCAACCAAAUCAUAUUGAAUGUUACAAAGAAAGGCAAAAAAAUGAAAGUGAAUGUUCAUGGUUUAUGAUGAAAAAUUGGUUUUGAUAGUAGAACUUUUCAUGAACCAUAAAGGAUUUUUUUCAUAAGUGCUAUCAUAAUUUAUAUUAGCCAGUGAUUUGUUAUACUGUUUUUAUUUCUCCCACCUGUAACAAAAUGACCUCCCCCUCAAAAAAAAAAAGAAAAAAAAAAUCUAAAAUAUAUAAUUUUAUACAAAAUUAUCCAGGUCAGCCAACGACAAAAACAGAAGUCGACUGACUCUAAAACCUUUGCACUGUAAUUUUAAACUCUGUAUUUGAUUUGUAAAUGUUUUAACAUGUGGGAUUGUUGAUUACCUUAGUGUAAGGUUCUUACUAGAUUGUAGCAUACAUAGUUUCUGAAAAAUUGCUCUUUUGUGUUAGAUUUUAAGGAAGCUACAUACAAUGAUCAGUAUCAAAGAGCACAUUCUAUUUGCCAAGUAAAUUUUACCUUUGAAUUUUCUCAGCCCUUACUGUUCAGUAGUACAUAACCCCUUGAUGUAGAAACUUCAGAAGAUUUAUACACUGUGGUAUUAUUUUACUUACAUCUCAAGACAAUGGCUAUCACUGUUAAUGCUGAGAUGAAAUAUGAAGACUUUUCCAAAAAUUGUAAGAUUCAGGUAGGCUUUUGCCUGGAGAAUAUUUAAGAGCUGGCCACAAAUUUUUAUUUGUUCGAUCCAUUAAAUUUACCAGCAACUACAGUUUAGUGGACAAAAACACAGAUGUUUGUAAUUUUUUUUCGAUCUGGCACAUUCAAUUUUGACCUGCCUUAGGGUUCUUGCACACAGUUGUGAUAUACAGGCAUAUGUAUGCCUGAAAUACUGAACACAUUUUUUUCUUUUACUGAUCUACACACAGCACAAGUUUACAUGCCUGAGUGUACAUGCCCAUUAAAAAAAAUGGACUGCGUUUAGAUCAUUAAAACUAAAAAAACAUGAAUGCCUAAAAAUAUGGCUUUUGGCAUCCAUGUGCAAGAGCCUUUUACACAGUCUAUACAAUGUAACAAUUUUCCACACUGUAAAAAAAACAAGAAAACAGAGAUGUUUCAAUAAAUGGGAUGGGGAAGGGAAAUCAAGUGUUGUGUGCCUGCACUCCAGUUUUGUAUAGUUGAAUGUGUAAUAAAUAGUACAUGAAUGUCAAGAAACAACUAAUAUGGACCCAGGGGCCUUUCGGCAACUGCUUUAGGAUCAAAAUUACGCAAAAUGUAGCUGAAGCUAGAAGUUGAAAGCUGAAAGAGUUACUGGCAUGUAACAUCAUUAGUUAUCAAUAUAAAAUAAGAUGCAAUUAUCAAUAUAUAAGGAGAUAUGGUGAAAGUCUAUGUAAGCGCUACAAAAGUUCUAUGGCUUGAAAAUGAAAUGUUGAUUGGCAUCUGUACCUAAUAUCAAGCCUAGUUUGUUCUAUAACUCACAAAAUGUAUUUACUUAUAACAGGAGGGCUGCAAAAUUAUGAAAAAAAAAUCAUUUGUUUAAUCAAAUGUAAAGAAUGUAUGUUGUGAUUGUAAUCAUGUAUAAGCGACUGUGUAGCAAAUAAUAUAGUAUUACUUAAUGUGAUCUUAAUUUUUAUUCUGAUAGUAAAUAAAACACAAAGGUAAAAACCUCA
This is a messenger RNA of Rana temporaria (common frog), 5851 nucleotides long. Its product is annotated as protocadherin gamma-B3-like. Bases 1329 to 4139 code for a protein of 936 amino acids. The record is from RefSeq and is a predicted model, not a curated record. The transcript is spliced from 4 exons. Lineage: Eukaryota; Metazoa; Chordata; Amphibia; Anura; Ranidae. Gene Ontology annotation, molecular function: calcium ion binding. Gene Ontology annotation, biological process: homophilic cell-cell adhesion. Gene Ontology annotation, cellular component: plasma membrane.